AACUUCCCUCACUCAAACUUCUGCAUUUGAGUCAUGUUAAAUUUUUGAAGCCUCAACAUUUCAUGGAGCUUCUUAAUGGAUGUUUCAAUCUUGAAAACAAAGCAGUUAUCGUUUGAAUUUUAUUAUGAUGACGAUGAAAGGAAGUUUAAACCUUUAUUAAAGCUUGUCAGAGCUGAUAUUGGUGUCACGAUGGGGAUGAUCAAACUUUCUUAUUUCAACGAGUUUCUGUGCAAGUUCGCAGACAUUCCUAUAUUUCCCAAUUUAAUUCAUAUGAAGCUCACCUUGGGAGGCCGGAUUAAAAUGGAAUCGUUGCUUUAUUUCCUCAAUCAUUGCCCUCGACUUCAAAACCUUGUCAUGGAAAACCUAUUUUGUAUUGAUUCUAGGAAUUGGCCAAAUACACUUGUUGCUUCUGAGUGCUUUUCUUCACAGCUCCGAACCUGCUUUCUUCCACGUUUCACAGGCACCGAUUCUGAGCUAAGAUUUUCCAAGUUUGUUAUGCAAAAUUCAACAUUGUUAGGUAGCAUGAAAAUUAUCGGCCCUUACCUAUCUCAUGAGAAAAAGGCUAAGAUGAGAAUAGAAUUAGACUCAUGCCCGAGGAGCUCUGCAAACUGUGAACUUUUAUUUAUGUAA
Lotus japonicus is the source of this 630-nucleotide messenger RNA. RefSeq lists its product as uncharacterized. The transcript has 2 exons. The record is from RefSeq and is a predicted model, not a curated record. NCBI's taxonomy places the organism in Eukaryota, Viridiplantae, Streptophyta, Magnoliopsida, Fabales, Fabaceae. Bases 76 to 630 code for a protein of 184 amino acids.